Messenger RNA from Thamnophis sirtalis, 991 nucleotides. NCBI's taxonomy places the organism in Eukaryota, Metazoa, Chordata, Lepidosauria, Squamata, Natricidae. The record is from RefSeq and is a predicted model, not a curated record.
AUCCACCGAGCAACUGCCACCAUUAUUGAACCCACGGGAGAGUCGGACAAUCCCUUGCGCUUCACGUCCGGCUUAGUCGUUGCUCUGGAUGUGGACGCCACUCUGGAACACGUGCAAGAUCCACAUAGCACGGUGAAGGUUCAGAUCAUGUAUCCUGAUGGUCAGUCCCAGGUGAUCCACCCGAAACCGGCAGAUUUUAGAAACCCUGGUCCAGGAAGACACCGAUUAAUUACUCAGGUUUAUCUCUCACAUACUGCCUGGACAGAACCUUGUCAAAUCGAACUCCGGCUUCUACUGGCCUACAGUUCGGACAGAACCAAAGCCUCCGUGGGCCUCUCGCGAUCCACCUGGGGGGACAGCCCGGAUCUUCUUCCCCCAUCCGAGGGCAGCAUCGAAGGGACUCUCCUGUUCGGCAAACCGGUCAAAGUUUAUAUUAUGCCCAAGCCUGCCAGGCGGUGAAAGCUGUCGUUGCAAAAUCGUUUCCCCCCCCCCUUUUUUUUGGGGUGUGUGGGGGAAGAGAGAUUUCAGAAGUUGUUGGAACUUCCGUAAAGUCCAUCGGAGUGGACCUCUGGUGGGAGACAGGACCUGUGGUCUUCCCAAGUUAAAAAACUCUGCUCCCUUCUCCGCUUACGGAACCGCUUGAAAGGGAAGCGCUCAAAGAAGUCGCCACUCACCACUUUGGCUACGGUCCGUCGCUUGGCGGCCUCCUGAAAUGCAAAAUGGUUUGGUCCAGCUUGCCCAGCCAAGAGUUCUGCAGUUGGGCAUUUCCAACACAUCUGGAGGAGGCGUCCGAUUGGGGAAAAAAAAAUCUGGCUCUCGGUCACUCGGCUUUGCCCUUUCUUUCAACUUUUACCGCGUUUCCCCGAAACCUACGACCUACUCAGAAAGUCAGUGGCCGACAUAACACACCCUGAAAAUCAGACCUAGUGUAGUGAUGGCUAACCUUUUAGUUGUGGCGUGCCGAAAGGGCGCACCACAGCAUGCCUGCCCA